Bufo bufo (common toad) is the source of this 1781-nucleotide messenger RNA. It is a transcript of the gene MKNK1, whose product is annotated as MAPK interacting serine/threonine kinase 1. NCBI's taxonomy places the organism in Eukaryota, Metazoa, Chordata, Amphibia, Anura, Bufonidae. The record is from RefSeq and is a predicted model, not a curated record. Gene Ontology annotation, biological process: protein autophosphorylation; peptidyl-serine phosphorylation; intracellular signal transduction. The coding region runs from base 83 to 1318 and encodes 411 amino acids. Gene Ontology annotation, cellular component: nucleus; cytoplasm. Gene Ontology annotation, molecular function: calcium-dependent protein serine/threonine kinase activity; calmodulin binding; calcium/calmodulin-dependent protein kinase activity. The transcript has 12 exons.
CGAACGUUUAGCGCUGGCGCUCAGUGGAGGUGGUCGGGGCUCUGCUGCUUCCAGGUUACAACAAGCUGUCGCCUCGGAUCCGAUGCCGGCCGAGAUGGUCAGCAGUCAGCCUAUCCCGAUAGAUGAUCCUGGGAAGAGGAGGAGGAAGAAGAAGAAGCGGGGCCGGGCGGCGGAGACCUUCACUGGGAGGUUUGCAGAUUUGUACACGCUGACGGACGAGCUGCUUGGAGAAGGAGCCUAUGCCAAGGUCCAAGGCUGCAUCAGUCUGCAGAAUGGAAAAGACUACGCCGUCAAGAUUGUGGAGAAGAAGGCCGGCCACAGCCGCAGCCGCGUCUUCCGAGAAGUGGAAACGCUGUACCAGUGUCAAGGCAACAAGAAUAUUUUGGAGCUGAUUGAGUUCUGUGAAGACGAGGCGCGGUUCUAUCUGGUGUUCGAGAAGCUGCUCGGCGGUUCCAUCCUCUCCCACAUCCAGCGGAGGAAGCACUUUGAUGAAAGGGAAGCCAGUAUGGUGGUCCGGGACAUCGCCUCUGCCCUGCACUUCCUCCACACAAAAGGAAUUGCACAUCGAGAUCUGAAACCAGAGAAUAUCCUGUGUGAAUGUGAAGAUAAGGUGUCGUCUGUGAAAAUCUGUGACUUUGAUCUUGGGAGCGGAGUAAAGCUGAACAGCGCAUGUACUCCGAUCACCACCCCGGAGCUCACCACUCCCUGUGGUUCUGCGGAGUACAUGGCACCAGAGGUGGUGGAAGUCUUCACAGAAGAAGCUACCUUCUAUGACAAGCGGUGUGAUCUAUGGAGCUUGGGUGUCAUCCUGUACAUAAUGCUGAGUGGCUACCCUCCCUUCGUGGGCAAUUGUGGGACAGACUGUGGCUGGGACCGAGGAGAAGUCUGCCGAGUGUGCCAGAACAAGCUGUUUGAAAGCAUUCAAGAAGGGAAAUAUGAGUUUCCUGAGAGAGACUGGGCUCGCAUCUCCAGCCAUGCCAAGGAUUUGAUCUCCAAGCUGCUGGUCCGCGAUGCGAAGGACCGACUCAGUGCAGCGCAGGUUCUUCAGCACCCUUGGGUUCAAGGGGAUGCUCCAGAAAGAGGCCUGCCAACCCCGCUGGUUCUUCAGAAAAACAGCAGCGCUAUGGACCUGACCCUGUUUGCAGCGGAGGCCAUCGCGGUGAACCGGCAGAUUUCCCAGCACGACAGCGACCUGAGCGAGGAGAAGGAGAGCUUCAUCCAGAAGAUGUGCUCCAUGAGGCUCUCCCCUCCCUCCAAGUCUCGCCUGGCAAAGCGGCGAGCACAGGCCCUGGCCGGUAAAGGGAGUGGCCCUGAGUGACCCAGCUGGCACGCUCCAGGUGCCUUUCUACAAUCGUUUUUAAUCCUUUUAUACGUUUCUGCCGAGGAGUCGCCCGAUUUGGGUGCAUUGGUACUUUUUAAUUUUCAGAAUGUGGAUCUUUUAAAUAGCUGUGAGCGGAGCGUGUCCUCUAUGGUGCCGAUGUCCAGUAUUGUGCCAAUGAAAGUAAUCCCCCCCCCCACCCUAUUUAUUGUCGCCCACUUCCCGACACUCACCCCUCCCCCACGAUUCUGUUAUCUGUCACAGACCUGCAGUCUCUGCAGCGUCGCCUUUUCUUCUCUGGAACUAAAGACUUGAAUCUCCAUUUUUGUAGCACUUUGAUGUUGUUGUUUUUUUAUACGGGGCGUUGGGGGCGGAGCUGCUGGCGGUGGAGGAUGACGCCACCUCUGGCCUCUUUCCACUCUGGGAGUUUGUCAGCGUUAAUUCAGAGAAAUAAACUUCCAGG